GGUUUUCAAAUGAAGCAAAACAAAACGAGUGUGAUUUUAUUUACGUUGUGAUCUUGAUUGCUUAAAAAUGUCCUGUUUGAGCAGUUUUGAUAGCGAGGCUGUUGGUUUUGACUCGGCUUCAGAUGACAAGAAGCCGAUGAGGACGAAUUCCUCACAGACAACCGAGUUUAGUGAGGGAGGGAUGGGUUCACAGACUAAUAUGUCUAAAGAUAUUGGAUGUCUGGCCCAACCGGAAGAUAUAAAACCUACUGAGGCCCAGGAAUAUCCACCGCCAGGCCUAAACGAGUUCCUCAGGAGGGUGGUGCCAGCAAUGAUGGACCAAUUGGACCAAAAUAAUACGGAGUUCCUCAAUAAUUCAUCAGAUUCUGACGAGGAAGAGGUUAUAGGUGCUAGGUUGUUCCAGGAAAUGCAGCUCAGAGACGGAAUCGGGGCCGGCGAUCACGAAACCUCCAUAUUGGGAGUUACUUGGAGCAGCGCUGGCAACUCCCUGGCUGUUUCCAUCGGCCAAUUGCACCAUGAAACUUUCUGUCAGACGUCCGGCAUAAUAAAAGUGUUUACGUUGAAGAGAAGCGAAGAUAAAUUUGUUCAUUCGUUGGAUAUCAGUGAGAAUAAUUGCGUAACUGUUCUCAAGUACCAUCCUAACGUGGCAGCUCUUCUCGCGUAUGGCACAACUUCCGGGGAAGUUGUAUUAUGUAAUUUGAGGAACGGAAGUUUGGAUGAAGGCACCCAAUUGACGUCUCCGGCGGGUUGUCACGGGUCGAGGCGAGUAUCGGCCUUGCAGUGGGCGGACGCGCCGUUAGCUAACAUAUACUUGUUGAUGCAGAUCCAUAAUAAAGGCAAGCGCCGUGGUGCAGCAGAUCAGGUUCUGUUCUCGUCUGGUUGCGACGGGACUCUGAACGCGUGGCAAGUGAACUCUCAUUCUAAAGUUUUCGAAAACAUAAUUUGUUACAAUAUAAACGGCUCCAAAAAGGUUCCGGUGCCAGAUAUAACCUGCUUCGACUUCUUCAAGAGCUACCCGCUGCGAUCAGCGGAGGAAAAGAGUUACAAUGACGUGUUUGUUGUUGGAGCUAGAAGCGGCCAGCUCUUUUUGUGCAAAGUAACGCCCCAAACCGACAGUGACCCGGUCUACGAGGUUCUGCAACCUCAUGGGACGUGCGUCCUGGAUGUGUCGUUCAGUUUCCAAAGACCAGGAAUCUUCGUCUCCAUUUCCACGGAUUCGGAAGUGCGGGUGUACGAUAUCAACCAGAACAGUCCGUUGAGGAUAAUAUGUCUGGAUAUUCCGAUCUGUUGCAUGAGCUGGCUGUGUGGCCCGUGCGUGGUGCUGGGUCUGGCUGGAUGCGACGAGCUGUUGCGUGUUUACAACAUCUGUAGCGGACGGGCGGUGCCUGUCAGCGGUUUGGCGGGAAACGCUACUGUCACUUGCGUCGCUGUCAGCCAGAGCGGUUCCUGUCGCAUCGCGGCCGGAGACGGCAGCGGCGCUCUCCACCUAUACGAACUGCCGUCUCGACGGAUGAGGCUGACGGCCGAGGACUUGGACUUUUGAUUUUAAUAUUAUUAUAAAUAAAACGAGCAUUGAAACCUC
This is a messenger RNA of Danaus plexippus (monarch butterfly), 1582 nucleotides long. RefSeq lists its product as uncharacterized. NCBI's taxonomy places the organism in Eukaryota, Metazoa, Arthropoda, Insecta, Lepidoptera, Nymphalidae. Gene Ontology annotation, cellular component: cytoplasmic dynein complex; ciliary plasm. The coding region runs from base 68 to 1543 and encodes 491 amino acids. Gene Ontology annotation, biological process: intraciliary transport. The record is from RefSeq and is a predicted model, not a curated record. The transcript has 4 exons. Gene Ontology annotation, molecular function: dynein heavy chain binding; dynein light chain binding.